AUGAGCAACCGAUUUACGUAUCAGCAAUCGGGAAUUGUUCCAGAUCACCCCAACGUCCACAUCAGGAGCAAGGACCAAUCGAUCGAUUCUCCCAGAAUCGCAAACAAGACCGGCGACUUUUCCAAGAGAUCAAUCGGUCGAUUGCCCGCCGACAAUGCGUCUCCUGUGGCAUCUCCGAUUACCGAUCUGGCGCGCCAUUCGGCCAGCCCCUCGCUCUCCGUGAAGAGGCCGUAUUCCGCGGGGGCUAUGCCAGAAAACUCCGACUCGGAGGCUCUUAGCAACCAAGGUUUCGCUUCAGGCCAGAGCAUCGAGGCUGCGUCACCUCACUUCUUAAACGGUCGCCAGCAGAAACCAAAGACCGGACAACGACUCUCUGCCCACAUGCUGGGCCCCUCCGGCAAUCGCAUAGCAGGCGAAAGUGGAACUCACCAAAGUAGUCCGUCUAAGAGCGAUACGCGACCGCCUCGAUUUUCAGCAUACUCCGCGGACGAUCUUGCCAGGAGGUGGCGACGAGAGGUGUCGCAACCCGAUGCGCAACAGAUGCGCGCAAGCCCCGUCCAGCAUGAAAGCGUAUCGACUCUUCAGCCAAGUGUCAGGCAAGAGAAACUCGCUGCACGGCCCAAGGGGCAACCGGCGGAAUCGGUGGAAGGAUUGAGCUUUGAUCAGAAAUCCGCUGGAGGUGACUCAGCGGUAGCCGGAGGUACAGCAUCACAGGGGAUCUCCUUACAGCCAGAAACUCAUCCUAUAACAGAAGAGCAAUUGAUCAAUGAAGUGCGCGGAAUCUACGCCGGGCUCGUCAUGGUGGAGAAGAAGUGCAUUGAAAUCGACAAGCAACAGUCUGAGUCGAAGACUGCGCUGUCCCCACUCCAAUGGCAGGCCCUGAUUGCCUUACAUCGAACGCUGCUGAACGAGCACCACGACUUCUUUCUAGCCUCGCAACAUCCGUCCGCGAGUCCUGUGCUUAAAAGACUGGCAGAGAAAUAUGCCAUGCCGGCUCGUAUGUGGCGUUACGGGAUCCAUUCCUUCCUAGAACUACUGCGCCAUCGGCUCCCUGACUCCCUAGAGCAUAUGCUGACUUUCAUUUACAUGGCUUACUCAAUGAUGACUCUGCUAUUAGAAAGUGUCCGCGCCUUUGAAGAGACUUGGAUCGAAUGCCUCGGCGACUUAGCACGAUAUAGAAUGGCAGUAGAAGAGGUGGACCUGCGGGACCGUGAGGUCUGGGCUGGCGUCGCCAGAUACUGGUACAACAAGGCGGCAGAUAAGAAUCCUGAUGUUGGCAGAAUACAGCAUCACCUUGCCGUCCUAGCUCGCCCGGAUAUAGUCCAGCAGCUGUUCUACUAUACAAAGUCUUUAGUCAGUGUACACUCUUUUCCGAGCACGAGGGAAAGCAUACCGUCAUUGUUCAAUCCGCUUCUGAAUGCGCCAAAAGCACAUCACCACUAUCCGGUCAUUGCGGCUUUUGUUGCAGCUCAUGGCUAUCUUUUCUAUCGCAGCCCGGCGCCUCAGUUCUUCAAAUCAGUGGAGGACUUUUUGGCACACUUGGACACUCAUGUCGGUCGAAUGGGGGCCGCGUUCAAGAUGCAGGGCGUCUACAUGUCCUCGUGCAAUUUCGCAGCCAUAUUCGAAUACAAUCACCCGGACGCUGCCUUACCUGCCAAGUUCCACCCAGCAAGAAUCCAUCAAGGGGGAUCUUCUUCGUCGGAGACCCAACUGACAUCCGCAAAAACGUGGACUCCCACUUGUGACCUCCAUCUGAACGAGGCUGGUUCAAUGGCAUCCAAAGAUGGCUCAAAGUAUUCGACACUUAGUCUUUACGGGUCGUGCCUGACCUUUCAGACCUUGUCUGUCCUUCUUGACCAGAUCGGAAACAAGAACAUUUAUCCCACUGUGCAUAUCUCUCUGGCCUUCCUCUGGUGCCUAGCACUAAACGGCAAGAGCAGCAUAGAAUACAUCGAAGCGUUCGUUCCGUGGAGAAGGAUCGCCACCUUCCUCAAUACCAUGAUUCGCGAUGAUACGGAUACUCGAAUUGUCGAAGGCCCCAAUUUUCCUACAGUGGAGGAGAGGAAGCAUUUGCCGGAGGACUUUUUCAUACGUGGUCAGCUCUGGAGUCAGCUCUACUUUCCUCCUCAUUUCUUUGAAAAUUCUCUCAUCGAGGAUGAGGGGCGUUUCAUUGAGCUACCCUCUCUGAACGUUUCGAGGAUGUACAGGUGCCUUUGGCUGGGAGUCAAAAUCGCGACGUUCAAUCUUUGGAUGACAUACGACUCCGUCUCUCGAAAGUUCUCGACGACAGCCUUUGCCCUUCAACUUGAGAAACUUGCAGAGCAGCACAAUCCCUUCAACGAAGUCGCACCGCCGCAGCCGGCGGCCAAGCAAUUGGAUGGCAAUGGCAACGAAAAUGGUCACACAAUCCUCAGCAGCAGCCUGCGUAAGGCCAACUCGCCGGGAACAAUUAGCAAAGAGACCAUUGCGCUGAUCUACCAGGUCACGCUUGUUGCCAAUAUCCCCCGUCUCAAACGCAUUCCAUUCCAUUUUCUAAGACGGCAUCUUCGCUGA
This is a messenger RNA of Aspergillus thermomutatus, 2553 nucleotides long. RefSeq lists its product as uncharacterized. The coding region runs from base 1 to 2553 and encodes 850 amino acids. The transcript is spliced from 4 exons. Gene Ontology annotation, cellular component: telomerase holoenzyme complex. Gene Ontology annotation, biological process: nuclear-transcribed mRNA catabolic process, nonsense-mediated decay. The record is from RefSeq and is a predicted model, not a curated record. Lineage: Eukaryota; Fungi; Ascomycota; Eurotiomycetes; Eurotiales; Aspergillaceae. Gene Ontology annotation, molecular function: telomeric repeat DNA binding; telomerase RNA binding; protein binding.